This is a messenger RNA of Magallana angulata, 450 nucleotides long. RefSeq lists its product as uncharacterized. The record is from RefSeq and is a predicted model, not a curated record. Lineage: Eukaryota; Metazoa; Mollusca; Bivalvia; Ostreida; Ostreidae. Bases 1 to 450 code for a protein of 149 amino acids. The transcript has a single exon.
AUGAAUAAAAACAGUGAAAUCCAAGACACAGUCCGAACACUCAACGGGGAGCUAAAGGAACUAAAAGAGCGCCACAUAGACCUCCAAACAAGAUCGAUGUGGGAUAAUCUCAUUUUCGACGGAAUUCAGGAGGAAACAGAGGAACACACGGAGGAAGUUCUGAAAACCUUCAUUCAAAAGGAGAUGAAUAUAAGUGAUGAUUUACCAUUCCACAGGGUCCACCGUAUGGGGAAAAGGAUUCCAGGGAAGCAUAGACCUAUAGUUGCCAAGUUUGUUCUCUUCAAGGAUCGAAAAAAAGUACGACGAGCGGCACCAUCGACUUUAAGAAACAAACCUUACGGAGUGAAUGAGCAGUUUCCGAGAGAGAUCCACGAAAGAAGAAAGCAACUGUAUCCGCACUUUAAAACGGCCAAACAGCAGGGGAAAAGGGCAUCAAUGGUGGCGGAUUAA